AUGGCCACUCGAGCUCUCCUCCAUUCACAUUCUAGUCCCUUAGCUUUCCAAUCGUCAGGACGUGUCACUCUCAACUCUGAUCUCCAACAGAAUGCCGUGUUUCCUCAAUCCAGACAGCUAAAAUCCGCCACCGCUGGCGUCGUACGUGCUGAGCUCUUCACUCAACAACCUAAAGCUGUCAAUCCCGUCACGUCCCAGUUUAACCGAAGCAUCACUCGCGCUGCGGGAAGUACAACAAGGACCGAAUCCAGUAAGACUGACGUGGCAGAGGUAGCGGAAGGCGCGGUGCCGCCAGCUGUGAUCGACGACCUUAUCGCGUUCCUUCAACAAGAACUGCCGAAGCUGUUCGUGGAAGGGGGCAUGAGCUCGGCGCGCUUCGCGGACAAGGUGGAGUUUGAGGACCCCAUAACGCGCUACGACACUCUGGCGGGAUACCUCUUUAAUAUCCAGAUGCUGCGGUACCUGUUUCACCCCGUCUUCAUUCUCCAAGACACAUACCAGUCCGGCCCAGCGGAGAUCACAACGCGAUGGACGAUGAAAAUGUACUUCUGGCUGCUGCCGUGGCGCCCAGAGGUGGUUUUCACAGGUCUCUCAAUCUACGGCAUCGACCCGCGCUCGCAGCAGUUCAUCAGCCACAGGGACGUGUGGGACUCCAUUCGGGACAACGGCUACUUCUCCCAGGAAGGCCUUCGAGAUUUGGUGAAGCAGAUGAUGACGCUCUACUCGCCGCCCGCCCAGCUCAACUCCCCAAAGUUUGGCGUUCUGCUGCGGAGGGCAAGCUAUGAGGUGCGGGAUUACCCUGCCUACCAAGUCGUUCAGGUCAACUCGCCUGUCCAAUCAGCGAUGGACAUCUGGCCCUCUGCUCCUGGCACUCCUCCCAGUCCACAAGUGGAAAAGCUAAAGAGGUACUUCCAGGGAGCCAAUAGCCAGAGGAAAACUAUUCCCGAGGGCCCCCUCAUGCUCAGCAGCCCUCCAGAGUCCGCCGGGCAGGAUAGAAUAUUAGCGAUUGCCGUGCCUCUUGAUGCUGAUGCUCCCACUCCAACCGAUCCUGAUCUCACCGUUGGCACAAUGCCACGUGGCACAUGGGCUGCAGUAUCAUUCGGAGGGCUGCCAUUGGUGGAGACAUUCUCGUCAGCAGCUGCUGCUCUGCGGGCUGAUGCCACCUCUGAUGGCCUGCUGCUGGCCUCAAGAGGAGCCGGCUCAGACAGGUCUACAGCUGCCGCUGACAGCACUGCUACAGAUGCUGUGAAGGGAGGCAUGGGGUUGGGUGCUGCUGCUUCUGCUCUGGUGUCCUACCCAAGUGGGUCUCCCAUCCCAUUUCUCAAGAGAAACGAAGUGCUCUACAGACUGGAAAAUUUCUCGUUGGAGUCUGUCGGAAAGACGAUAUCUUGCAGCUAG
Molecule: messenger RNA, 1398 nt
Organism: Closterium sp. Naga37s-1
Lineage: Eukaryota; Viridiplantae; Streptophyta; Zygnematophyceae; Desmidiales; Closteriaceae
Source: the annotation of a GenBank genome assembly